GACUCAAUCAGAUAAUAAUAAAUGUAUCCUCUUUACUUGGCUUCAUAGGUGCAUCUGCAGCUCCAAUUUUGUUAGCUUUUGCUUCGUACCAUUUACCGCCCUCAAUCUUGGGAUCAAUCUUCAUCUUGAUUUUCAGACAAUCUUUGACUCUUUCGAUUAGGACUUUCUUUGUGCCACUCUCCUUUGCUCCACGACACUCCAGCCAUCUUUUCAGCUCCGUUACACUGCACUCUGAUGGCUUCUUUAACAGUUUUGUGCCUGGCACAUCAUCCUUGUUUAAAAAAACAACUUCAGUUGCCGCCAUCAUCGAUUUAAUAACUUCGUUCUCGGAGAGCAUAAAUUUUUUCAUUGUGUUCACUUGCGAAGGCCUGUCCGCAUUCUCUUCUCAUCGUGCAUUGCGUGCAAAAUCAUGACAUAAACGGGGCGGAGCCCUAUUGAACAUGGUUGGCCAUUCUCUUCUCUGAAUAACCCUCUUAGUAAAAUCACGAAAUUUUCAAUGAUAGUGACUGGAAUCAUUUCUCUUGAAAAUGCAGUCUUCCUUCUGGCAGUGCCUUCCAUUUGAAUUACUUUUUGAGGAAAAUAUAUAACAGUCCUGCAGUCAAAACCCCACCAUGACAAUCUCAUAGAUGCUAUACCGAACAUUUCAACUUGAUAACCUGACCUUAGUGAAUUGGCCUAAGAGGAAGCAAGUACCAACUUUCAAGCAUGCUGCAGCGGCAAACACUGUGUGAUGUUUCCUCACUCCUAAAUGUCAACCACUUUGUCUAAACCUUUGCCAGCAAUCCAAUCACGACCUUCCAGGACCUUCCAAGACACAAAAUGAUUAAACUACACCGCAGGCUAAGAAGAACUAAAAGUAUUUGUGACACCUUCAGUUUCAUCAUAGCGAGUGACUUUUCUAGAAUAGAUCAUCCAAACUGCACAGACAGAAGGGGAUCGUUUCUUGUAUCGCCAGCAAGUACUGGUUUCCAUAACUAGGGGAACACAUUAUUCAUGCUCCAGUGCUACCACCCCAGAAGAAGAAUCUUUUGUCCUUUCCAAAGAACAAGACUCGCCCACUGCUUCCAAACCUCCAGCUGGUUGCCAUGCUUUUCUCCGGAAAUCCUUGGAAGGUAAGGGCUUCCAACAAAAAUUGAAAACAUCAUCCUCAAGUCAUGGAGACCAACAAAAAUGCAAAAAAUGACUCAAUACUUAAAUGGUGGGAACUUUUUGUCCUCAAAAAUAUGAAAAUAUUAAUGUACCAACUUUGAGCCUGAUGCUUGAAUUUUUAAUGCAUCCUUAUGAACAGGGAUUUCAAUAUAGUGGAAUUUGUUCGGCUAGAUCAGCCUUACCUCCAGCGUACACUCUUCGAGCACAUAUUAGCAGAGCACUCAUUAAACUCGAGAUUUGUAAAGGGCAUAUAUAAUUGCACCCACGUACAGCCAAAUAUCCCAACAUAUGGGACAUAAUAUGCACAGUGUUGGACAACUAUGCAAAAAGCAGACAAAAUAAGAAGCUUACACUUGAAGAGUUGACAAUGAAAUUUGUAAUGCUGUUAAUGAUUCUUGGGAACAAGUCUUGUGGGCAGAAGGAAACAAGCCAUAGUGGCUAUGAAAAUUGAGAAUGUUAAAAUCACUGAAGAUAAACUCCUUCUGCUUCCCAACAAAACAUUGAAACAUUCAAAACCAGGCAAACCACUAGAAUGCAUAUCUUACAAAAGGUUUAUGGGAAAUACUAUUACGGUAAACGUUUUGAACAUGAAAAUUGGUUUUUCCUUCCUAAAGGCCAAACAGCUCAAGGAAUCUGGGUAAACUAUAUAUCAUUCGAUGCACAAGAUUAUGGCGUAUCUAGCCAGAUAAAAAUUAUUGGCAAAUAAUGUUAAAUGUUAUUUUACAUGCUAAUUUACUGGUCAAAAAGUGUACCACCUUCAAAAGCUAUUAUGUACCCUUGCGUUUGAGGUAACAAAAUCUGACUUAGACCAGCAGGAAGUGCAGGUCCUAAGCGACUGCCCUGACUGUGUGCAAAUUUUCGAGCCAUUCGAUUGGUUCCUUGGGUACAUAAUAGCUUUUUCGUACCUGCAUGUAGAGAAAUUUCGAGUCCGGGGAAAACGGGAUUUUAAUGAUUGCACUUGCAAGAUACAUAUUCGGGAUCAUGUUACCCACAAUGUAAUCCAGGUCAAGUAGUUUAAGCUUUAAGAUCAAUUAGCGCCUACAAAUAAACACAAUGAUUCAUGGAUGUGCCACACUCUCACGCAAACUUCAAGAACCAGAACAACCAAAAUGGCACAGUCGAAGGCGCAACCCGAAAUGGAAAUCAUGCUCGAGCAAAUGAGGAGGCAUGGGUAAGAGAGUUUUCUUUUUUUAAUGAGAUAACGCUGGAUUUUUCUUUUCAAAAGCUUCUUAUAUAUUUCUUAAGAUAAUAUAUAACAAAAAGCUACAGAACAAGGGUAUGGAACACCUUUGAAAGAAAUUCAGUAUUUUGAUAAUUGCAACAAAAAUAAACAUCAGAUGAUUUCUUGAAAUUAUCUGUUAGUAUUUUAGAACUUUCUCUUAUAACCCUUUGUGAAAACAAACUCCGUUUUCCCACAUCAAAUUUUGUUUCUUUCUACAAGUUCAAUGGAAAGGAAUUUGCAAAGAAUUUGGUAAAGAGCAUUAGCGAUAAAAAGAAACGGGGGAAGACGCCCCGGCAAAAUCGCUAUUUUCACUACUGCUGCAUUAAAGGUUAUCAGUUUUAAAGUUAGUUUUUCAAGUCUAGUCAAUGACCCUAUUGGUAAAAAUCAUAAUGUCAAAUGGGGCAUCUCAUCAACAAAAACAUUUUAACUCAAUAAGUUGCUCAAUGAGAAAAACAAUCAAUGAAUUUUACCGCAUUUCAAUAAGAUUGCAUAGUCUCUCUAGAUGCUAAAAAAUGUUCAAAGGACAAUGUACUGCUUAUAAGGGUUCCUGAAUUUCCUCACUUGACCCUCAACUCUAUUUGCUAAGAGUGUAAUUUAGGAGAAAGAGGUGCGAUGAGAAGUCACUUGACCGCUUUACUGUUAGGCCACGCCACGCCUACAUCGAGAUGAAGUCGGCUGGUGCUCGUGCAGGCGCACGUCAGAAUCAAAAUGCUGAAGCUUAUCAGGCGUAUUUUGAUGAAAAGUUUGCUGAAUUAAAGAAAGAAAUGGCAACAAAGAAAUGCAUUGAUCAUUUACAUGCAACUAUAAAGAAACAGAAUGACAAAAUCGAAAUGUUAGAGUCAAAAAUCGUGAUGAUGGAACGGCAUAUUGCUCAACUUCAAAAUAAUCUGGAUGAUAAUGAGCAGUACAACCGACGAUUGUGUCUCAGAAUCAACGGCUUACUUCCAGUGGCUGAAGGAGAAAGUGAAACAAGUGAAAUGUGCUUAGAGAAGGUGAAGAAUGUAUUCAAAGAAAAAGAAUUAGAGGUCGAUGUCCCUGAUGCAGUGAUAGACCGUGCACAUAGGAUUGGCUCACCAAAGAUCGUCAAAGGAAAGAAAAUACAUCAGGUCAUUGUGCGUUUUACAACAUGGCGACAUAGAACUUUGGUAUAUCGAGCAAGGAAAAAAUGCCCCAAAUACAGGAUAAAGCUGGACCUAACCAAGCGUAGAAUAGACAUAAUCCAGAAGGUAACGUCUUUCCUCAAGGAAAAGGAAUUGGGUUUUGCAUUUGCAGAUGUAAAUUGUCGAUUGAGUGUCAAGAUUGGAGACGUAUUUGAGCAUUUUAACAGUGAAGAGGACUUGAUGGACAUAGUUCGAAGAUAUGAUGAGAAAAGUGAACCUGAGAGCCAUCCUAAACAGAGCAAUGAUGCCACUGCAGAUAAUGAUUUUACGGGUGAUGAUGCUGCUGCAGAAACUACUGCAGUCUCAGAGUCGUAAGGACCUCUUACAUUAACCCAUAUAUCUGUCAUCUUUUGUCGUUUUUCUGCAUAAACCGUUAUGCAUCGAAUAACCCUUAUCUCCGUAUGGUCGCAAUCCGGUAUUAAAAGCAACCUCAUCUAUUAUAUAAAAUUUGUAGAUAUUCUGCUUUACUGUAGGCAAUUUUAUCCAUUUUGUUGUUCCCUUUUUUAAUGAGGUGAGUUUGUAAAAUCCGGACGACUGACAGAAGUAUUGCUCUUUUGUAGUUAAGGUUUUCCCCUCGGUGGGUUUUAAGGGUGGGUGAUGAUUUGGACAAAAACCCUUUUCGAUGCUUGAGUUUCGCCCGCUCGGGAGAUUCCCAUGAGUUAAAAUCAGACUUGGGGUGGCUCUGCUUUCUGCUCUGGUGCGCGGUUUUUGCGGGUCGGCGUCUCGCUGUUCGCUGAGGCAGAGGGCGGAGUCACCUAAACUUAGGUUUCUUGAAUUAGUUCGGGUCCGUCGCCCUGAUCCACCGCUGCAGGUAACUAUUUUUAACUACAGUGCGUUUGAAGAAAUUCCCAGCCAUGAAACUAGAGCUGUCUUUCUUGACUUGUCGAAGGCAUUUGAUAGGGUCUGGCAUGAGGGUCUACUAUACAAAUUGCAAUGCAGUGGCAUAGAUGGAAACCUUAUCUCGUUGAUUCGGAAUUAUUUGGCAAAUCGAAAACAGCGUGCAGUGCUGAAUGGCAAAAGCUCACAAUGGACAUCAAUAUCUGCAGGAGUGCCACAAGGCUCAGUAUUAGGACCCUUGUUUUUUUCUAGUGUACAUAAAUGACCUUGUUGAUAAUGUUCACUGCGAUGUGAGAAUGUUUGCGGAUGACACAUCUCUUUUUUCUGUUGUAAACGAAGUCAAUAGAACUGCAGAGGACUUAAAUAGGGACCUUGAGACGGUACGUUUGUGGGCAUGGAAAUGGAAAAUGCAGUUCAAUGCGGAUAAAACUGAAGAAAUUAUCUUUUCUUGCAAGAGACGUAAGCCCUUCCAUCCUCCCCUGUCUUUGGGAUCCAACGAGAUAAAUACAAAAUCUGAGCACAAACACCUGGGUCUAACUCUUGACUCUAAAUUAAAUUUUGAAAGCCAUAUUCGAGAAGCUAGUUUAAAAGCAAG
This is a messenger RNA of Rhopilema esculentum, 4963 nucleotides long. NCBI's taxonomy places the organism in Eukaryota, Metazoa, Cnidaria, Scyphozoa, Rhizostomeae, Rhizostomatidae. The record is from RefSeq and is a predicted model, not a curated record.